GAGCGACGCCGACAAGAGCAAGAGCAAAGACAAGCGGAAGCGAGUUCACGACUGGCCGUGGAAGAAUGGUUGCAACAUGCGCAGGCAGAAGAAGCGCAGCGACAGAUGGUUACGUGUUUUCCACGUUUGUCGACACAUCACCUGCCGUUCCAGUGUUGCGGAGAAAGAGGCAGAGGAGAGACAGCGCCUGGAAGAGGAGCAGCGCCGAGAAGAGGCCAGGCCUUCGCAGUCCUUUCUGUGUCACGUGGUGACUUGCCAGGAGCGACUGCGACAAGAGCAGCAGCACAGAGAAGCUGAAGAGCUCGCACGGAUGGCCGCGGAAGAGCAACUGCUGCGUGAACGUGUGCAGGCAGAAAAAGCACGGCGACAGAUGGAGGAGGG
This is a messenger RNA of Symbiodinium sp. CCMP2456, 381 nucleotides long. The record is from the annotation of a GenBank genome assembly. NCBI's taxonomy places the organism in Eukaryota, Dinophyceae, Suessiales, Symbiodiniaceae.